This is a messenger RNA of Melospiza georgiana, 4858 nucleotides long. RefSeq names its product regulatory factor X5 (gene RFX5). The transcript has 11 exons. NCBI's taxonomy places the organism in Eukaryota, Metazoa, Chordata, Aves, Passeriformes, Passerellidae. The record is from RefSeq and is a predicted model, not a curated record. Gene Ontology annotation, molecular function: RNA polymerase II cis-regulatory region sequence-specific DNA binding; DNA-binding transcription factor activity, RNA polymerase II-specific. Gene Ontology annotation, biological process: regulation of transcription by RNA polymerase II. Bases 102 to 4847 code for a protein of 1581 amino acids.
GCACCAGGGCCACCCGGAGGGGCACCCAGAAUGGGAUUUAUUCCCAUUUUUACCCCAAAUUCCCGUUUUCCUGUUCCCUGCAGGACACACACAGGGCUGCCAUGGCUGAGGAGGAGGAGCUGGGCACCAGGGCCACCCGGAGGGGCCCUCUGUCAGCUGGCAGUGCCCGGGGCGGUGCCACCGAGUCCAGCACGCUGCUGCAGGAGCUCCGCGGCAACAUCUCCAAAUCCGUGCAGAGCAAGGUGGACUCCAUCCUGCAGGACGUGCAGAAGUUCUCGGACAGCGACAAACUCUACCUGUACCUGCAGCUGCCCUCGGGGCCCAGCCUGGGCGAGAAGAGCAGCAGCAGCAGCUCCUCCUCGCUGGAGCUGAGCACGCUGGGCACGGCCGAGCACAUGCACGCCUGCAGCUGGAUCCGCAACCACCUGGAGGAGCACACGGACACCUGCCUGCCCAAGCAGGACGUCUACGACGCCUACAAGCGUUACUGUGACAACCUGGGCUGCCGCCCUCUGAGCACGGCCAACUUCGGCAAGAUCAUCCGCGAGAUCUUCCCGAACAUCAAAGCCCGGCGCCUGGGGGGCCGCGGCCAGUCCAAAUACUGCUACGGGGGGAUCCGGAGGAAGACCGUGGUCAGCCUUCCUCCCCUGCCCAGCCUGGACCUCAAAGUGACCGAGACGCAGGCGGAGCUGGCCGAGCUGGCGCACUCGUACAGCGCCGAGGUGACGGAGGCCGCGUGUGCCCUGACGUGUGACUGGGCCGAGAAGAUCCUGCGGCGCUCCUUCAACAACAUCGUGGAGGUGGCGCAGUUCCUGCUGCAGCAGCACAUCAUCAGCCCCCGCUCGGCCCACGCCGACCUGCUCAUGGCCAUGGUGCUCUCAGAAAACACGGACAAGCCCCCCCAGGAGCCCCGGCCACCCUCAGCCCCCAAGAAGAACGGCCCGGACCCCGCGGACAGCAGCCAGGAGCAGGCCAAGAAGGACGCUGUCGCCAAGGUCCCCGCGCAGCCGCGGCCCGAGAAGAAGAAGCCGGAGGCGGCGCGGGCGGGCAGCAGCCCGCAGGUGAGCGCGCUGGUGGCGCGGCUGCCGCUGCUGCUGCCCCGCAUCCCGGCCCCGCAGCGCCCGCCCGUGCCCAGCGCGGCGCCCGCGCCGCCCGUGCUGGUGCCGCGGCCCGCGGGCACCGUGAAGGUGGCGCUGCCGCUGCCCGUGGGCGCCGCCGCCAUCCCCGUGCUCAACGUGCUGCUGCCCGGCGUGGGCGUGCCCGCGGCCGAGGCGCCCCGGGACCCCGAGGGGCAGCAGCCGCCGCGCGGCCGCGCCGCCAAGCGCGCCCCCGAGGGCGCGGCCGCGGACGGGAACGCGCGCAAGCGGCGGCGCGGCAGGCCCCGCAAGAGGCCGGGGGACAGCGCCGCGUCCCCCGAGGAGCCCGAGGCGGCCCGCGGCGAGGACGGAGGGGACUCGGCCCCGGGGGCGUCACCCGGGGCUGGCGGGGCCGCCGUGCCCGGCGGGGAUAGGGGCGUGGCCGGCGGGGCUGCUGAGGAUGCCGGGGACAGCAUGGAGGUGGACAGUGACACGGUGGCUGGUGGGGACAGCCCGGGCAGUGGCAGUGCCACCGUCCCCCUUGGGGACAAUGGCAGUGCCACUGCCACCCUUAGUGACAGCCUGGUCAAUGGCAGUGCCACUGUCCCCGUUAGUGACAGCCUGGUCAAUGGCAGUGCCACUGUCCCUGUUAGUGACAGCCUGGCUGGGGGCAGUGCCACUGUCCCCCUUAGUGACAGCUCAGUCAAUGGCAGUGCCACUGUCCCUGUUAGUGACAGCCUGGUCAAUGGCAGUGCCACUGUCCCUGUUAGUGACAGCUCAGUCAAUGGCAGUGCCACUGUCCCCCUUAGUGACAGCUCAGUCAAUGGCAGUGCCACUGUCCCCCUUAGUGACAGCUCAGUCAGUGCCAGCGUCCUACUCAGUGACAGUGCAGUCAAUGGCAGUGCCAUUGUCCCUGUUAGUGACAGCUCAGUCAAUGACAGUGCCACUGUCCCCGUUAGUGGCAGCCUGGUCAGUGUCAGUGCCACUGUCACCCCUGGGGACAGCGCAGUCAAUGGCAGUGCCACUGUCCCUAAUGGGGACAGCCCGGUCAAUGGCACUGACACUGUUCCCCUUGGGGACAGCUCAGUCAGUGUCAGUGCCAGUGUCCCCAUUAGUGACAGCUCAGUCAAUGGCAGUGCCACUGUCCCUGUUAGUGACAGCGCAGUCAAUGGCAGUGCCACUGUCCCUGUUAGUGACAGCUUGGCUGGGGGCAGUGCCACUGUCCCUGUUAGUGACAGCUCAGUCAAUGACAGUGCCACUGUCCCCGUUAGUGACAGCCUGGUCAGUGUCAGUGCCACUGUCCCCCCUGGGGACAGCGCAGUCAAUGGCAGUGCCACUGUCCCUAAUGGGGACAGCCCGGUCAAUGGCACUGACACUGUUCCCCUUGGUGACAGCGCAGUCAAUGGCAGUGCCACUGUCCCCGUUAGUGACAGCUCAGUCAGUGUCAGUGCCAGUGUCCCCAUUAGUGACAGCUCAGUCAAUGGCAGUGCCACUGUACCCCCUGGGGACAGCCUGCUCAGUGUCAGUGGCACCAUCCCCCUUGGGGACAACUCGGUCAAUGGCAGUGCCACUGUCCCCCUUGGGGAAAAUGGCAGUGCCAGUGUCCCCCUUAGUGACAUCCUGGUCAGUGGCAAUGACACUGUCCCCCCUGGGGACAGCGCAGUCAGUGGCAGUGCCACCACUCCCCUUGGGGACAGCCCAGUGAGUGGCAGCAUCCCUGGUGAUGGCUCUGCUGCUGGUGGCAGUGCCACCGUCCCCCUUAGUGACAGCCCAGCUGGGGGAAGUGCUAGCACCCACCUUGGGGACAGCCCGCUCAGUGGCAGUGCCAGCGUCCCCCUUGGGGACAGCUCAGUCAGUGCCACUGUCCCCCUUGGGCACAGCCCGCUCAGUGGCAGUGCCAGCUCCCCCAGUUGUGGCUCUCCUGGUGGUGGCAGUGCCACUGUCCCUGUCAGCGACAAGCCAGUCACUGGCAGUGCCACUGUCCCUGUCAAGGACAGCCCAGCCAUGUCCAGUGACACUGGGGACAGGCCUGUCACUGUCAGGGCCACCAGCCCUGUCAGGGACAGCUCACUCAAGGGCAGUGACACUGGGGACAGGCCGGUCACUGCCAGUGCCACUGUCCCUAUUAGGGAUGGGCCAGACACUGGCAGUGCCACCAUCCCCACUGAGAACAGCCCGGCCAGGGUUGGUGACAGUGGGGACAGGCUGGUCAUUGCCAGUGCCACCACAGAGGACAGGCUGGGCAGGGACAGUGCCACCCCUGGGGACAGGUCAGUGAGGAGCAGUGCCACCCCUGGGGACAGGCUGGGCAGUGACAGUGCCACCACUGGGGACAGGCCGGUCAGUGGUGGUGGCACUGCUGGGGACAGGCUGCUCACUGCCAGUGGCAGCGUUGGGGACAGGGUGGUCAGUGACAGUGGCACCGUCGGGGACAGGCUGCUCACUGACAGUGGCACCGUUGGGGACAGGGUGGUCAGUGACAGUGGCACUGCUGGGGACAGGCUGCUCACUGCCAAUGGCACCGUCGGGGACAGGGUGGUCAGUGACAGUGGCACCGUCGGGGACAGGCUGCUCAGUGACAGUGGCACCGUCGGGGACAGGUCGGUCAGUGACAGUGGCACCGUUGGGGACAGGCUGCUCAGUGACAGUGGCACCAUUGGGGACAGGCCGGUCAGUGACAGUGGCACCGUUGGGGACAGGGUGGUCAGUGACAGUGGCACUGCUGGGGACAGGCUGCUCACUGACAGUGGCACCGUUGGGGACAGGGUGGUCAGUGACAGUGGCACCGUUGGGGACAGGCUGCUCAGUGACAGUGGCACUCCUCCUGGCAGGGACUGUCCCUCCAGGGGCAGUGGCACUCCUGGGGACAGGCCGGUCCCUGGCAGUGCCACUGUCCCCGUCAGGGACAGCCUAUCCAGGGGCACUGCCACCAUCGUGGACACGCCUGUCACCGGCAGUGCCACCGUCCCUGUGGGUGACAGCCCCUUCUGGGCCUGGGGCACCGCUGGGGACAGCGCGGGCGCUGGCAGUGCCACCUUCCCCGUCAGGGACUGCCCGUCGCGGGGCACCGCCGCCAUCGUGGACGCGCUGGUGACCCUGAGUGGCACCGUGGUGGACAGGAGGAUCCUGGGCAGUGUCACCGUCCCCGUCAGGGCCAGCCUGUCCCGGGGCACUGCCACCAUCGUGGACACGCCCGUGUUCGUCAGUGCCACCGUCCUCGUUGGGGACUCCAUCCCCAGGGUCACCGCCACCAUCGUGGAGUCCAGGGUGCCCGGCCAUGCCAUCCUCCCCCUCGGGGACACGCUGGCCUGUGGCAGUGCCACCGUCCCUGUCAGGGAGUGCCCGUCCAGGGACGGUGCCACUGUCCCCAUCAGGGAGUGCCCAUCCCGUGACAGUGCCACCCUGCCUGUUGGGGCCGGGUCAGUGGGUGGCAGUGCCACCAUCCCUGUCAGGGAGUGCCCAUCCAGGGGCACUGCCACCCCUGGGGACAGCAGGCACGUCACUGGCAGUCCCCCUGUCACGGACACACUGGUCAGUGGCAGUGCCACCAUCCCUGUCAGGGACUGCCCGUCCAGGGGCGGUGCCACCCCUGGGGACAGGCCUGUCCCUCCCGUCCGUGUCAGUGUCAUCAGGGAUGGCAGGACGGGCACCAGGGUGGCACCGGCGGCCCUGGCACAGUGCGGUCACAGCCGGGCCGGGUCCCCCCUCGGGGACACGCAGGGACACACGGGGGCGGGCACAGGGACGGGGUCCCCUGCGUCACACCAGUAAAAACCAGUAAA